AUGGGAGAGUGCGGUGGACAUCAAGGCGUCACUAAGACCCACAGGAACAUGUCCGAACUGUUGUGGUGGCCACGGUCCAAGGAGUUCGUACAGCACUUCGUCCAAGAGUGCGCCAUCUGUGCCCGCAAUCUUCCCGUGCGCAACCUGCCGCGGACACACGAAGGCACGUUGGAGCAACCGUUCUUCAUGAGUAGAGUAAGCAUGGAUUAUGUGGGCCCUAGAGCAUUCCAAGGGCAGGAAUACUACAUCAUUGUGUGCAUCGUAGCUCGAGUAACGUUGGUGAAGACGGCUGCGGUAACGCGCAACCUGUUUGCAGAAAGUGCAGUAGCAGCGUUGGGGGUACCCUUCGAAGUAUACACGGACGGCGGAACGGAGUUCAAAGGUGACUUCCACGACCACGUGACUUCCGUGCUGAAGGUCAAGCACAUCAACGCCGCACCAUACCUACCUCGACAGAAUGGACUAAACGAAUCGAUUCACCGCACCCUCGAGGCCCACGCUACCCGGGGGGUCAGAAGAGGGAUCUCGCUCCAUGGGAGAAAGGUUCAGCAUGACAAACUUACUCGACGCAACGAGCGCCAUAAAACAUGCCCUGGUGCUCGCCCAGCCACCGACAGCGAAGGCGAAGACUUCGAGCCGGGAGAUGUUGUAGUCGUAAGUACCAUGAUCGAGGCCGAUACCAUAAUCCGUGGUAAGGUCAGAAUGGAGAGAUACCAAGCCAGCUACCCUACGUAG
Gregarina niphandrodes is the source of this 735-nucleotide messenger RNA. Its product is annotated as integrase core domain protein. Lineage: Eukaryota; Apicomplexa; Conoidasida; Eugregarinorida; Gregarinidae. The transcript has a single exon. The record is from RefSeq and is a predicted model, not a curated record. Bases 1 to 735 code for a protein of 244 amino acids. Gene Ontology annotation, biological process: DNA integration. Gene Ontology annotation, molecular function: nucleic acid binding.